Messenger RNA from Huiozyma naganishii CBS 8797, 1239 nucleotides. RefSeq names its product guanine nucleotide-binding protein subunit alpha (gene GPA2). Gene Ontology annotation, cellular component: heterotrimeric G-protein complex. The record is from RefSeq and is a predicted model, not a curated record. The transcript has a single exon. Gene Ontology annotation, molecular function: GTPase activity; G-protein beta/gamma-subunit complex binding; GTP binding. NCBI's taxonomy places the organism in Eukaryota, Fungi, Ascomycota, Saccharomycetes, Saccharomycetales, Saccharomycetaceae. Gene Ontology annotation, biological process: adenylate cyclase-activating G protein-coupled receptor signaling pathway. The coding region runs from base 1 to 1239 and encodes 412 amino acids.
AUGGGUCUGUGCGGUUCGAAAGAGGAGAGUGCGGGGAAUGCCGGGACUGGCGGCGGCGGUGUCAGGCGGACCGGGGCUCCGCAGAAGGAGACGAAGGAGAAGGUGAAGGGGACGGGGCAGACCGGGGAGAAGCGUGUUGAGGACGCCGGUGCAGUCGCCGCGGCGACUGCACCGGCGUCCUCGCAGAACCCGCUGGACAACACCUCCGACGAGGAGAUGAAAGUGCUGUUGCUAGGUGCUGGGGAGUCUGGUAAAUCGACCGUCUUGCAACAGCUUAAAAUCUUACACCAAAACGGGUUCUCGGAUAAAGAGUUGCGCGACUUUGUGCCUCUCAUCCACAGCAAUCUUGUAGAUGUUGGUCGUGAACUGAUAGUCGCGAGGAAGAAGUUUGAUGUGGAACCGGAUAACGGGCUCACGGAACAAGAGAUGGACGAUUUGUUCGAUUUUAACUUCAAUUUGGAUCAGAAAUUGAAACCAGAUGGGUCGAUAGAGUCCCUGCCGAACUCAAAAUUGGGGCAAUUCCCAGAACAGUUUACAGCAACCCUGGCGAAACUGUGGGGGUCUUCCGAGACACAACGUUUACUCCAGGGGCCACAAUCGUCGCAAUUCUAUAUCAUGGAUUCAGCUCCCUAUUUCCUUGAGAAGACAAACUUAGCACGGAUCACAGCUAAUGGGUAUAAACCAACACAACAGGACGUACUGCGGUCAAGGCAGAAGACCUCGGGGAUCUUCGAUACACAUAUUAACAUGGGGUCUAACUUAAAGUUACAUUUCUUCGAUGUAGGUGGACAACGGUCAGAGAGGAAGAAAUGGAUCCACUGCUUCGAUAACGUAGCGUUGAUCAUUUUUUGUGUCUCCCUGUCAGAGUACGACCAAUUCCUAGUAGAGGAUUCAGAACAGAAUAGGUUCCAAGAAUCUCUUGUACUGUUCGAUAACAUCGUCAACUCACGUUGGUUCUCAAGGACUUCAGUGGUACUUUUCCUCAACAAGAUCGAUCUUUUCGCAGAGAAACUGAAACGUAAACCACUGGAGGACUACUUCCCAGACUACAACGGCGGGAACAAUAUAAACAAGGCCACAAAGUACAUCCUGUGGAGGUUCGUACAACUCAAUAGGGCAAACUUGAACAUAUACCCACACGUAACGCAGGCCACGGACACAUCAAACAUUAAACUGGUCUUUGCAGCGAUCAAGGAAUCCAUCCUGGAGAACUCCUUGAAGGACACGGGCGUGCUCUGA